AUGCCAAAUCGUAGUCGUCCAUCCCAAGCAUGCGAACUUUGUCGCGUCAAAAGGCGCAAGUGCGACUUGAAGAAGCCAGCGUGCGGCCAAUGUCUGCGGGCCAAAGUACAAUGCGCAGGAUACAAGGACCAGCUCACACUGCGAAUGCGCGAUGAAACGCAUGCGACAGCGCAAAAGGUGCUGGCAGCCCAAGAGCGAACCUCCAAGUACAAGUCUAAGCCCUCAAUUCUCCAAGAGAAGAGCUUUGAACCGCUCAUUUACAACAGCCUGGGCAUAGACUCUGAGCAGGUCUGCCUAAAUCACUUCAUGUCAUAUUAUGCCGCCACUAGCCUCUUCGAGUACCUUCCCAGGCUCUACGAUUCUAUAGAGAUGCCAAAGGGCGAUCUCAAUUUCGCUCUCUCAGUGCCCGGCCUGGCCAUCCUCUCAGAAGAUAUGACCGUGCCAGCGCUGCUUGACCUGGCCUACGCGAGAUACGUAUCCCUUCUCGAGAUUGUACAAAGAGCUCUUCCUGUUCCAAAGCUGGCUGUGAAGGAUUCCACUCUGCUGUCGGUUCUUUUAUUGGCACUGUUUGAAUCCUUGGUGUUUCGUGGCCGACAAUCGCCCAUGAAUUGGACCGCUCACAUUGAAGGUGCGGCUCAACUCUUGCAAUUGCGAGGACGCAAGCAGUUUGAGCAGCCUGUUGGGCGGCAUCUUUUUCUUCACACUAGCCACAGCUUACGAACGAGCUGCAUCACUCACGGUAUCCCCGUUCCGUCCAUCAUCAGCAGCCUCCAAAGUCAGCAUGCCGGCGUACAACGGAUUGAUGAGCAUGGACCCCUCAUCGGCGCCUUUCUAGACCGUCUCGCCGCUUUUCACGCAUUUGCUUCCACAAUGCAAGCUUCACGGUUUCUGCAGGAAAGUCGGGCGCUCGUCGCGGGAAUGGACUCCAUGUUCGCCUUCCUGCAGCGCACAGCACCGCCGGAACCGAUGGUUGACUUGCAUUUGCCAGAGAUAGCCAACGUAUUUCAGCUAUAUGUUGGGGCCGACUUGCACAAAUCGCAGAGAUCCGCGUGGCGAUGGAACACCACCUUCAUGCUGCGAUUGCUACUAAGCGACUUCAUUGGCGAUGGGCUCAAUCGCAUAGAUGAAGAAGACGGGAGCCUUCGUGGAAACCUCAGCGAACACGAUCGCACAUGGCUCUACGAUGUCGCAGUCUUGCCCAUAAAGGAUUUGGUGAAGGGCGUCUUUCGCAGCGUGCCCUACAUGACUAAUUUGUCGGGCUGUCCACAACACUCAGCCAAGUCUCUCGUGCUUCCGUUAGCUUGCAUCGCCAGGUGUAAAUCGGCAUCCGAGGCUGCGAAGAUGGAUGCGCUAAACUGCUUGACCUACAUUGGCAUGAAAUACGGGCUGCAUAUGGCUACGGAAACCGCGAACAUGGCUAGAGAAGCAUGCGGUAUCGAAGAUUGGGCGGUCCUACCACAUUUCUGCUAG
Akanthomyces muscarius is the source of this 1470-nucleotide messenger RNA. RefSeq lists its product as uncharacterized. The transcript has 3 exons. The coding region runs from base 1 to 1470 and encodes 489 amino acids. The record is from RefSeq and is a predicted model, not a curated record. Gene Ontology annotation, biological process: regulation of DNA-templated transcription. NCBI's taxonomy places the organism in Eukaryota, Fungi, Ascomycota, Sordariomycetes, Hypocreales, Cordycipitaceae. Gene Ontology annotation, molecular function: zinc ion binding; DNA-binding transcription factor activity, RNA polymerase II-specific.